Eruca vesicaria subsp. sativa (arugula) is the source of this 585-nucleotide messenger RNA. The record is from the annotation of a GenBank genome assembly. NCBI's taxonomy places the organism in Eukaryota, Viridiplantae, Streptophyta, Magnoliopsida, Brassicales, Brassicaceae.
AUGAAGAUAUCAGUAUCCUCAUCAACCUCUCCUAAACCUCAAAUCAUCGCUGAUAGGAGCAAGGAUUUGCCAAGGAUCGUGCACACGUCAUGCAAGUUUAGGGUUUCAAUGUGUCAAAAGAUCAAACUGCAGCCUAAAACAUCAGAGAAAGCCAAAAGGAAGAACGAGAAGAAGAUGAAAGAAGAGAAAGGGAAGAGAGGUUUCAUCAGACCCAGGUUGGUUUUUCCAGUCAAGAAAAUGACUUCUGUUGUAUCCGGUGCCUUCAGACGCAAGAAAACACUCAAAAGUGAAAACAGAGGACAUAGAGAUGAUUCUGCAAAAGAGACCUUGGCUGUUGUUAAGCCUAAACCUAAAAAGAGUUUUUGGGGAAGCGCAAGAAUUGGGGUGAAGAUACUCAUCUUAGGGCAAAGAUUGAAGACGAAAAAAUCAAGAAGAAGAGGAAGAAGAAGCUUAAGCUUAAGAGAGGGUAAUGGAGACGAGGAGCUAUGCAAGAAGAGAAUACUAAUGGGUGAAAGAUGCAAACCUAUAAACGAGUCAGGUGUUUUGCAGUAUGAUUGUGAUGGGAUCCUUGUCCCUGAGCCAUGA